GCCCUUUCCUUUUUCCCCAAUAGCAUGACUACAGUCAUUGUCAUCCUGGCUGCAGUGAUCACCCUGAUCAUUGGUUUUGGUGUCUCAGGAAAACACUCCAUCAGUGUGACGGCACUGACGUCUCCAGGGAACAUUGGCCAGCGCAGCAUCCUGGGCUGCACUUUUGAGCCUGACAUCCGGAUGGACAGCAUAGCAAUCCAGUGGGCCAAGGAGGGAAUAGCUGGGCUGGUUCAUGAGUUUAAGGGUGGGAAGGACCACCUGCAAGAACAAGAUCCGUCAUUUCAGGGCCGCACGGCCGUGUUUGUAGACCAGGUGAUCGGUGGGAAUGCUUCCCUGGAGCUGAGGGAUGUGCAGCUCUCCGAUGCUGGCACCUACCAGUGCUCUGUCACCACAGCCAGAGGGAGUGGGGAAGCAGUGCUGCAGUACAGGACAGGAGCCUUCAGCAUGCCCAUGGUGCAGGUGGAGAACAGCAGCCAUGGGGACACGCUGCAGUGUGAAGCCCCGCGCUGGUUCCCCUGCCCUGCCGUGCGCUGGACGGCCUACGGUGAUACUGGGGAGCGCCUGCCCCACACUGCCAGCACCAGAUACGAGCUGAACCCUGGAAACAUCACUGUGAGGGUGGUUUCCCUCCUGCACAGCGUCACUGCUAAUGCCACCUACACCUGUGUGAUUGAAAACAGCAUUGCCAAGGCUAUGGGCAGCAUCACAGUGACAGGUAGGGUUCAACACCACCCAGAGAUGACAGGUACAGAUUUCAGCAUUACAAAGGUGACUAACCUGCAGCUGGUGAGCCUGAAUGCAGAGUCAGUGUCAUCCUCCUUUCCAGCCUGUCACUGGAUGCUUCUGCUUCCCUUGUACCUGCUGUCAUUAUAAAGCCAAUAUAAAGCAAUUGGAAACUCUGCUGGACCCGCAGGUAAGCUUGGGAAGAGAAACUCAUAUACGUACAAUAGACAUAGAUCCUCUUAGGGACCUUGGCUACAGCAGCAGACCUAUCUCAAGCCUGCCAGAAUUGGAGAACGUGUCUUUCCCCUCUGCCCCUCCUUUCCCCAUCCCCACCUUUAGGUGGGACACAUGGCUUGUCCCUCCCACAGGCUUCUCCCAUCACUUUCUGCAACAACAGAGAUCCUUCUCUUAUACCAGCAGCUGUCAGCUCUUACUUGUCCCCUCAUCCUCUUUCCUUGCACCCUCUGAACCUGGGCUGCAGUUUAUGGCUGCAAGGGCUUCCUCUCUCUGCUCACAAGACCUGCUACAGUACAAGCCUUGCUUGCUUCCACUUUACUCACACAGCUCCACAGUACAGUGUGCUGUCUCCAGUAAAUAGUACAGACACC
Molecule: messenger RNA, 1331 nt
Organism: Cyanistes caeruleus (blue tit)
Lineage: Eukaryota; Metazoa; Chordata; Aves; Passeriformes; Paridae
Product: V-set domain-containing T-cell activation inhibitor 1
Biological process (GO): regulation of cytokine production; T cell receptor signaling pathway
Cellular component (GO): external side of plasma membrane
Molecular function (GO): signaling receptor binding
Source: RefSeq, a predicted model, not a curated record